AUAUAGCAUUGAAUUGUGAUAUAGUAUAUGGCAUAUAGUAUAUAGUAGUAGUUGCAUCACGUUCAUACAUCAAAAGUCGUCUCAACCGCAGGUUGCAGAACCAACACCCAACAAAAAUUGUUAUGUCCCCAAACACAAUUAAUUCGAGUUUUCAGAGUCCAAAUCCAGCACAAUUAAUUUUGAACGUGAUCACUUAUUGAGCCCAAAGGGUCUUAAAUAGUUCCACUUCCCGUAGUAGAACACAAAUCAGCAAAAAAAGAGAAAAAGGUUUCAUUAAACAAACAACACGAGAGAGAGAAGAGAAAAUGGGUGGUGGUGGAGCUGAAGAAGGGAACAAUUUGGAAUUCACUCCCACUUGGGUUGUUGCUGUUGUUUGCUCUGUCAUCGUUGCUGUUUCAUUUGCCGCUGAGCGUUUUAUUCACUAUGGAGGGAUUUUUCUCAAGAAGAAGAAUCAGAAGCCACUCUUUGAAGCUCUGCAAAAGAUCAAAGAAGAGUUGAUGCUGUUGGGAUUUAUUUCUCUGCUACUGACAGUAACACAAAAUGGGAUAGUCAAAAUUUGUGUUCCAGUGAGUUGGACUCACCAUAUGCUUCCCUGCAGCUUCGAUCUUAAAGAAAAGGAGGAAUCAACAAAAACCACAUCACAUUUUCAGACUUUUUUUUCUUCCUCUAAUAUUUCUGGCAUAGCUAGACGCCUUUUAGAAGAGAGUAAGAGUGAGAGUGAGAAUCACGAACCAUCAACAGUGACAAAACUUGGACACUGUGCUGCCAAGGGCAAGGUUCCUCUGUUAUCCGUGGAGGCAUUGCAUCACUUGCAUAUCUUUAUUUUUGUCCUAGCUAUCGUCCAUGUAGCAUUUUGUGUUCUCACUGUAGUUAUUGGAGGGUUACAAAUUCGUCAGUGGAAGCACUGGGAAGACUCUAUUGUAAAGGAAAAUUAUGAAACACAACCAGUUCUUGAACCAACAGUGACUCAUGUUCAAGAACACGCUUUCAUUCAGAAUCGUUUUACUGGUUUUGGCAAAGAUUCUGCUGUUCUAGGUUGGGUGAAAUCAUUUUUCAAGCAAUUUUAUGGAUCUGUGACAAAAUUAGAUUAUGUGACAUUGAGGCUUGGUUUCAUUAUGACCCACUGCAGAGGAAAUCCAAAGUUUAAUUUUCAUAAAUACAUGAUUCGUGCCCUUGAAGAUGAUUUCAAAAAAGUUGUUGGUAUAAGUUGGUAUCUUUGGAUAUUUGUGGUCAUCUUCUUGUUGCUUAAUAUCAAUGGUUGGCACACAUAUUUCUGGAUUGCUUUCAUUCCUGUCAUUCUUCUACUUGCUGUGGGUACAAAGUUGGAGCAUGUAAUAAUUCAAUUGGCUCAUGAAGUAGCUGAGAAGCAUUCAGCCAUAGAAGGUGAAUUAGUUGUUCAACCAAGAGAUGAUCACUUUUGGUUCAAACGACCCCACAUUGUCCUCUUCUUGAUUCACUUCAUCCUUUUCCAAAAUGCUUUUGAGAUAGCAUUUUUCUUCUGGAUAUGGGUCACAUAUGGCUUUGACUCCUGUAUAAUGGGAAAAGUGCGUUACAUUGUUCCAAGACUCGUUAUUGGGGUAUUUAUUCAAAUACUAUGUAGCUACAGCACCCUACCACUUUAUGCAAUCGUUACACAGAUGGGAACUCACUUUAAGAAGGCUAUAUUUGAUGACCAAGUGCAAGCACGACUUGUUGGUUGGGCACAAAAAGCAAAGAAAAAAGGAUUAAGAGGUGAUAACAAUGGACAAGGAAGUUCUCAUGCAGGUGCUGGAAUUCAACUAGGACCAAUGUUUAGGAGAGCUUCUGCCACAGAAGACAACGUUGUUGUUCCCAGAAAUGAUGGGUCUGAAUGAGUGAACAUGCACACCCAAGCAAUGUUUUUGGAACCAUUAUAUGUUUUUUGUUGUUAACUAGUGUGUGUACCUGUGCCUUCUUGUCGCAUAGUAAUAUAUUUAUUUUUGUUGUGUAAAUAUAAAGUAUAUGAUUAUUAAUAUAGUAUUGUUAUAACUAUAUAUUUGGAUUAUAA
This is a messenger RNA of Cajanus cajan (pigeon pea), 2026 nucleotides long. Its product is annotated as MLO-like protein 1. Gene Ontology annotation, cellular component: membrane. The record is from RefSeq and is a predicted model, not a curated record. Gene Ontology annotation, biological process: defense response. Lineage: Eukaryota; Viridiplantae; Streptophyta; Magnoliopsida; Fabales; Fabaceae.